AUGGUGAAGGUUACAAGUUCAAUGAUAGGUGUGUAUAUGGGCAGGCACAGGAGGGUAGGGAAGCUUUGGGGUAUUUGCAUGUUGUUUAUUGUGUUUGGAAGGGUUGCUCAGGCGUUUGACCCAGUUGGGUGCUACGGGUCUUUAGAUUCGUCGUUUUCUUUACAAAAUACGAGUAUGUAUCAAAGUGGAGGGAACUGCGAGGAACACUGUAGAAGUAUAUCCAGGUAUAUGGCGAUGCAGUCUAAUGAUUGUUACUGUGGAAAUCUUGAAACGAGUUUGACGAACAUGGAAACGUCGAACGGAUGUAACGUACCUUGUCCUGGAUACGGUAGUGAGCAAUGUGGUGGUAGUAGUGCUUUCAAUGUCUAUCGUAUAAAUUUUGUUGGGAAUAUGGAUUCAAGUUCUGGAGCUUCAGCGAGCUCUACAGCCAGCUCUACAGCCAGCUCUGCAUUCACGUCCGGUGCUAAUUCAAGAACAUCCAGUAACGGUGCGAGUGCCACUUCAACCGGACCUAGUUCAGCAUCGUCUGCGGAGAGCAGUAGCAGUCCUGCAUCUGGGACUUCUGCGCCAGUUGCCGCUAGUACUUCUAACCAGGAUCCUGCCACCGUUGUGCUCGUGAGUUCUUCAAUUACAACCAUAAUGUCCUUUGGAGUUGAAACCGUUAUUACAAGUAUCGUGACGCAAACCCCGACUGCUGAGGACGCCAAAAGCAGUUCGGAAACGUCUGGAAAACCAAAACAUAAGGCCCUCAAUACCAGCACGCUGGUUGGCGGUCUGGUCGGUGGUAUCCUUGGUUUGCUGCUACUAGUCUUAAUAUUGUUACUAAUGCUUAGACGUAUUGCUGCGAGACGGGAACAAGAACGCAUGGAAAAAGAGUACCAAGAGGCAAUCAAGCCGGUGAACUACGAAGACACCUAUUACAUGGCCGGUGAUCUCGUUGAUAAGCCGCUACAGGAUCCAAAGGCCGCUCAGGUAAACCCCUUUGACGACAGUAGGAGAAUAAGCAAUGGAUCGCUCAAAUCUCACGCCCCUGUUGUCACCCGUAACGUUCUGACCGUUGUUAACCCUGACCAGUAA
Eremothecium cymbalariae DBVPG#7215 is the source of this 1077-nucleotide messenger RNA. RefSeq names its product Slg1p (gene SLG1). Bases 1 to 1077 code for a protein of 358 amino acids. The transcript has a single exon. Lineage: Eukaryota; Fungi; Ascomycota; Saccharomycetes; Saccharomycetales; Saccharomycetaceae. The record is from RefSeq and is a predicted model, not a curated record. Gene Ontology annotation, cellular component: plasma membrane.